Messenger RNA from Silurus meridionalis, 4596 nucleotides. RefSeq names its product LSM14A mRNA processing body assembly factor a (gene lsm14aa). Lineage: Eukaryota; Metazoa; Chordata; Actinopteri; Siluriformes; Siluridae. The coding region runs from base 198 to 1493 and encodes 431 amino acids. Gene Ontology annotation, molecular function: mRNA binding. The transcript has 8 exons. Gene Ontology annotation, biological process: P-body assembly; cytoplasmic stress granule assembly. Gene Ontology annotation, cellular component: P-body. The record is from RefSeq and is a predicted model, not a curated record.
UCCGUCAACUUUUUACGUCACGUCCGGCUACAGACCCUGAACACGAAGGCUGCCAUGUUGCAGUGGCGAAGCUGAGCAGCCUGAACAGUGAUUGUGGUGGAUUAGUGUCCAGGCAGUGAACUGAAAGAGGCUUCGCGAGUCACCUGCUGAGGCUUUACGGCGGUUUGUAGGAUUCAGAAAGCCUCCUAAGGGACAGGAUGAGCGGAGGAACGCCGUACAUCGGGAGUAAAAUCAGCCUGAUUUCGAAGGCCGAGAUUCGCUAUGAGGGAAUCCUCUACACCAUCGACACCGAGAACUCCACUGUCGCACUCGCCAAAGUGCGCUCUUUUGGAACCGAGGAUCGGCCCACUGACAGGCCUAUCCUGCCCCGUGAUGAAACCUACGAGUACAUCAUUUUUAGAGGGAGUGACAUUAAAGACUUGACUGUUUGUGAACCCCCCAAGCCACCUCUGCCUCAGGACCCUGCCAUUGUCCAGUCUUCGAUGGGAUCUCCUGCUGCACCCUCAGCUUUUCAGAGUGGGAACUCGUAUGGGCUGUUUAAACAAGCUCCAGUGUCUCCGUACAGCCAGUUCACCUCUAACACAUUAGUCUCACCACCAUUCGGGACUGUUGGAGGACGCAGCAGUCCUGCCCAUGACCCGUUACAGAAGAGUCCGCCUGUAGAGCCAUCAGCACCAUUGGCCUCCUCAGUCAGCAGUGCUGCACCUGUGCCAGUGAGCCGCAGGAGCCCCAUCACAGCACGACUUGGCACAACCAGUACUCAUAAGGCCUCUGAUGUCCCAGAACAGAGGAGGGGUGAAGGCAGGUCCAGAUUGCGCACAGGAAUUGGAUUUGCAGCAGCAGAUGCUAAUGUUCAUUCGGGUUUCCAAUCAGCAGCCUCUGGGCCUGUCGGGCUGCCUGGUCAACGCCGUGGUCGUGGUGGGGGACAUCGUGGAAGAGGCCGUUUCCCUGUGAGAAGAGAUGGACCCAUGAAAUUUGAGAAAGAUUUUGAUUUUGAGAGUGCUAAUGCUCAAUUCAACAAGGAGGAGAUUGACAAGGAGUUCCAGAGCAAACUCAAGCUCAAAGAUGAAAAGCCAGAGAAGGCUUUGAAUGGAGAAGAUAAAGGUGACUCUGGGGUAGAUACUCAAAACAGUGAGGGGAACGCUGAUGAGGAAGAUCCACUGGGACCCAAAUGUUACUAUGACAAGUCCAAAUCUUUCUUUGACAACAUCUCCUGUGAUGACAUUAGGGAAAGAAGACAGACGUGGGCAGAGGAGAGGCGAAUGAAUGCUGAGACAUUCGGCGUCCCAUUUCGCCAUAACAGAAACCGGGGUGGCUAUCGGGGACGUGGGGGAAUGGGCUUCCGUGGAGGACGUGGUCGUGGAGCAAGUCGGGGGUCUUUUGCCCCACCACAUGCAGGGGGUGGAGGAUUCAGAGGCGGUUACAGAGGAGGCCAGGGAGGAAGGGAAUUCUCCAGUUUUGAAUACAGGAAGGACAACAAAGUGUCUGCAUAGUGCAAAAAGGAGUUGGAGCCACAGAAGGUGUAACUCAUGGGUUUAGGUAUUUCAUAACUACUUUUGACAAGGAUGAAGUAAAAAAAAAAAUGACAAGAGGUAUACUCGUCACCAGCACUGGUAAAGACCACUGGAGGAGUGGAUAUAAAUGCAAUCUUCUAAGAGUGAAAAUGUUUCAACCUUUUAAAUUGUUAAUCUGAUUAAUAUUUCCAGAUUUGGUAAUUUGUGUAUGAACAUAUUUUAGAGCAACUAAUGUUUUUUUUUUUUUGUUUGUUUUUGUUUUUUCUUUAGUACUAAACUUGUAUUUAAUUACCAGUUAGCUGUAAACAUGUAGUGUAUAUAUGCCUUUGAUCACUGAAAUAGCUUUAUUAUUUUGAAAACCCUUUUUUUUUUUUUUUUUUUUUUUUCCCGUUCCAACUUUUUACUGUAUUUUUCUACUUACUCACAUUCUUGAAGUCUGAUGAUAGGAGGAGUUGUUAUUCUAGCAUGUGGGUGGAUUUCCUUAGACUGUCCAAACUACUCUGGUACAAUAUAUGUUUGUGUUUUCUCACAAAAGAAUAAGGUUCCUUGCUUAAGAAAAUGUCUAAUCAGUGGGACUAGUGAACAUGGAGGUUAAGGGCUGAGUGACUAGCAACUGUUCCCCCCCCCAAAAAGGUAUUGAUUUAUUUCCUGUGCAUAGCUACAUUGUUUAGAAUUGUUUUUUUGUUUUUUUUAAGGUGCUGCUGGAACCUCACUUCAAACAGCACCAUUCAGUAGGCACUUAAUAUCAACUUUAAGUACAGCUACAAGGCAGAUGCAGCAUAAUGAGCUACAUGAGAAGGCCUGGGGCUUCAUACAUAUAUAAACAUUUACCAAACAUGAGCAUUUUAAGCAUAAAGCAUUAGUUGUGAUAUUAGAGAGGAAAGCACUGGCCCUGUCAAAUGGAUAAAUCCUUAGUCUUUAUUUCUUAAGUGAAUUGGUGCAUAUGAUAAACUGCUUCCUGUGAUUUUGCAUGUAUAGCCACAUGAUGCUCGUGAUGCUGGUAUACUUGGAGUUUAAAUGGUGCAGAGUGUUGAGUUGAGCGAAUAUAAUAAAAUGGCCACUAAGGGUGUUGUUUAGCACUUCUAGUUUACAUGAAAUUGCUAAAUAUUAGCGUUGUUCCUGCACUAUGUCUCAGUGAGUAGUUAAAGCUGUAGAGUGAGGUCCCAGAACAUAGAUUUGUCCUGCUUGACUACAAAAGGCUGUUUACUUCAGUUAGUUAUUCUUGCAUUGUCUACACCACUAUAUGGAUUGAUGUGUAUAAUGUUGGCAAUUAGAUAUAGAGCUAAUAACUAAUCCUUGAUCUGAUUUCAAAAGCAUGUUAAUUUGAUGAAAUGUGACUGGAUAUCAUAAUUUGGCUUGACUGUGCUCAGAGUGCAUGUCCACAACAUAAGCUCCUGUCUUCACUGUGGUGCGUGUGAGCCCUAUACACUGAUUUUAUUUCUAGUUCGGUUUUGUGUAUACAUAUAUGAACAUUUUGGACUUUUCAGUGGCUCACUGUUAUUCAGUUACAAAAGUUGAGAUUUGUUUAAAUCUCUGAUCUGUCAAAAUAUAUAUUAAAAAAAGUUAAUUAAAUUGCAGUUUCUUAAAAUGUUUUAAAUAGUUAUUACUGAUUGUUGAUCUCUCAAAUAUUUUUCACAAAUUUAGUGAAUCUGCCUAUUUAAAGUAAGCUUCUAAAUCUUUCUACCUCACCUAGCUUAAUGAUAUAAAAUGUUUUUUUGCUCUAUACAACACUACAUGCUCUGUACAACACUACAUUCAUCUCUCUCUCUCUCUCUCUCUCUCUCUCUCUCUCUCUCUCUCUCUCUCUCUCUCUCUCUCUCUCUCUAUAUAUAUAUAUAUAUAUAUAUAUAUAUAUAUAUAUAUAUAUAUAUAUAUAAAAUUUGUCACCAAUGUUUAAAAGAUUGUAUUUUAAUUUGUAAACUUCUCAGACACAAGUGCAGAAUAUUUAAGGAACAUCAAAGUUUGAUUCAUUUGCAUGGGUAAAUGUAACUUGUAAUAAGAUCCUGACAGCAAAGCAACAACACUUAAUACAGCCUUAGCUCUUCAUUUCUCCAAACCCUUUGCUCUUUUUUUUCAAAGCCCCAGUUACAUGUUUAACAAUAUUUUAUUACAAAAUUAUUUUAUUCCUUGUAAUGCAUAAAUUGGGGGGGGGAAGCCAAAAUCGCCUGCUCAUUGUUGGAUCUUUUGAGUUAUUAAAUGGAGGGAUGAAUGUGAACUUGUAAAACACCAAAAAUAUUUCAAUAGUGCUACAUUAAUUUUGUUUUGUUUAGUCAUUAGGUCUAAUUAGAUGUACAAUACUGUAAGGUUUUCUGUCAAGCUGCCUGGUGUGUGAUGGGGUUGGUUUGUUUGUUUUUGGGCAAUUUUUAGUAUUAGCAAUAAUUUUUGUCCUUAUUUAAACGUUUUACUCCCUGGAAAGAUGAAUUACUUUGGGGUACUGUAUAUCACCAGAGCAUGAAAAAAAGCAUAUACAAAAGCAUUUUAUUUGAGAAAAAAUAAUUAGAAAUGCACUUUUGCACUUAAUCUCAUCUAUCCAGUUCUCAAUUUCCAAUAGCUGGUUUCACUCUGUUUAAACAUUUAUAAAGGAGCUCUGACUAUUGUACAAUUUUCCACAGUCUUAAGCAGAUGCACACUCUAAGUAUAAAGCUGUCAUCUUAUAAAAUGUUACAAACUACACAAAGAACUAAUAACUGUAUGUCCUUCAAGAGAGGAAACAAUUUAACUUUGUAUGUUAUUUUUUCCAUUUAUUGUAUUCUGGCCUAUAGUUGCAUUUGUUUCAGGGCAAACAUUGUAUUCUUAUUUGUUGAAUUGAUUUAAUCCUAAAUGAUCAGCACUCUUUGUCAGGAUGUGUUUUAUUCACUGUUGAACAGUCAGUGCAUGCCUGUGUUGCCACAACCCAUAAUUAAAGGUCUGGCAAUGCUUGUGAGGCGGAUACUGUUACAGAAAUGUUGUACAAUUGUGAGCUGAAAUAUCACCACUUGCUUCAGUAAGGUUUAACUUCACAUUUUUGUCUUUCAAGCAUGAGGGGUGUAGCUCAGUGUAAAGGGAUUUUUACUCUGAAACUACAAUAAACUGUUAAUUAUUA